Molecule: messenger RNA, 4089 nt
Organism: Aphidius gifuensis
Lineage: Eukaryota; Metazoa; Arthropoda; Insecta; Hymenoptera; Braconidae
Gene: Gprk1
Product: G protein-coupled receptor kinase 1
Exons: 10
Coding region: 774-2837 (687 amino acids)
Biological process (GO): protein phosphorylation; regulation of signal transduction; G protein-coupled receptor signaling pathway
Molecular function (GO): G protein-coupled receptor binding; G protein-coupled receptor kinase activity; ATP binding
Source: RefSeq, a predicted model, not a curated record
CACAGUCUUUGGCCAAUCAGCGAAUCGAACACUUCGCAGUAGUUUCUAACUGCGAAUACAUAAACACUGAUAAAAAAAAAAAAUAAUAAUAAUAAGAAAUUAAAAAAUAAAAAAAAAUUUCACCCAAGGACUGUGCGAGGGGAGUCAAGCCAUCGGUAGAGGCCAAGUACCAUCACUUGUGCUCCAAAUUAUUAAAAAAUAACAAAAAAAUAAAAUACAUAAUUUGUUCAACACACAAUAACAAGUAUAUUUUUUUUUUUUAUCAAUAAUUUGGCAAAUUCAAUAACUCAACAAUAUCCGACAUUUUGUUUAUCAAAAAAAAGAGCAAAAAAAAAAAAAAGGAAAAGUGUGUUUUUGUUGGUGAAAAAAGAAAAAAAAUAAUAUAUAUAUUUUUUGUUUAAGUGAAAAUAAAAAUGACAAGCAAACAAAUAAUUGUGUUGUGUGAUAAAUAACAUGUCAAUAUUGAUAAUAUUGAUAUAAAAAAAAAAAAAUAGAGUAAAAAAUGUUUAAAGUUUUGGGAUGUCAUUGGGAUAAAAAUAAUAUAUGUCAUAAAAAUACAUGAGGAUAUUUAAUUGUUUAUUAUUAUUUUAUUAUGUUAUUAAUAUAUAAAUUUUUUUGAAGGAUAAUGUGUCAUUGUUGAUUUAGCAAUUGUUGUUUAUUUUUAAUUAAUUAUAAAUAUAUUUAUUUAGUGUUGAAAGUGGGGAUAGAUUGAAUUAUAAAUUAAAUAUAUUAUUUAUUAUUAAAAAAAAAAUUUAAGAUAUUAUUUUGCAAAAAUGGCCGACCUCGAGGCUGUCCUCGCGGAUGUUAGCUACCUCAUGGCCAUGGAAAAGAGCAAGUGCACACCUGCUGCACGAGCAAGUAAAAAAAUUGUACUUCCAGAUCCCAGUGUUAGAAGUGUAAUGCACAAAUACUUGGAGAAAAAAAAUGAAGUUAAUUUCGAUAAAAUAUUUCAUCAAAUGCUAGGCUACCUUUUAUUCAAAGAUUUUUGUGAGACUGUUGCAGAAGAGCCAAUUCCUCAACUUCGAUUUUACGAAGAGGUAAAAUCAUACGAGAAACUUGAGUGCCCCGAGGAGAGACGAAAACUUGCUAGAGAAAUUUACGACAACUUUAUAAUGAAAGAACUCUUGGCACAUUCACAUGAAUACUCAACAGAUGCAGUCUCACAUGUUCACAAAUAUCUCAUGAAAAAUGAAGUUCCAGUUAAUCUAUUUGAGCCUUAUAUUGAAGAAAUAUUCAAUCACUUGAGGGGUGAACCAUUCAGAAAGUUUCUUGAGAGUGAAAAGUAUACACGUUUCUGUCAGUGGAAAAAUCUCGAGCUGAACAUUCAGUUGACAAUGAAUGACUUUAGUGUACAUCGUAUUAUUGGAAGAGGUGGUUUUGGUGAAGUGUAUGGUUGUCGUAAAGCAGAUACUGGUAAAAUGUAUGCAAUGAAAUGUUUAGAUAAAAAACGUAUUAAAAUGAAACAAGGUGAAACAUUAGCACUAAAUGAAAGAAUAAUGUUAUCACUUGUUAGUACUGGUGUUGAUUGUCCAUUUAUAGUUUGUAUGACAUAUGCAUUUCAUACACCAGAUAAAUUAUGUUUUAUAUUGGAUUUAAUGAAUGGUGGUGAUUUACAUUAUCAUUUAAGUCAACAUGGUGUAUUUAAUGAACCAGAAAUGAAAUUUUAUGCUGCUGAAGUUAUACUUGGAUUAGAACAUAUGCAUAGACGUUAUAUUGUUUAUCGUGAUUUAAAACCAGCAAAUAUAUUAUUAGAUGAACAUGGACAUGUUAGAAUAUCUGAUCUUGGUCUUGCUUGUGAUUUUUCAAAAAAAAAACCACAUGCAAGUGUUGGUACACAUGGUUAUAUGGCACCAGAAGUAUUAAGUAAAGGUACAGCAUAUGAUUCAAGUGCUGAUUGGUUUUCAUUUGGUUGUAUGUUAUAUAAAUUAUUAAAAGGACAUAGUCCAUUUAGACAACAUAAAACAAAAGAUAAACAUGAAAUUGAUAGAAUGACAUUAACAAUGAAUGUUGAAUUACCAGAAUCAUUUUCACGUGAAUUACGUUUAUUAUUAGAAAAUUUAUUACAACGUGAUAUUAAUAAUAGACUUGGUUGUCGUGGUGGUGGUGCUGAUGAACUUAAAGAACAUCCAUUUUUUAGUGGUAUUGAUUGGCAACAAGUUUAUUUACAAAAAUAUACACCACCAUUAAUACCACCACGUGGUGAAGUUAAUGCUGCUGAUGCAUUUGAUAUUGGUUCAUUUGAUGAAGAAGAUACAAAGGGUAUUAAAUUAACUGAUGCUGAUCAGGAUCUUUAUAAAAAUUUUCCAUUAGUUAUAUCUGAAAGAUGGCAAGGUGAAGUUGCUGAAACUGUAUUUGAAACAAUUAAUAAUGAAGCUGAUAAAAUGGAAAAUAAAAAAAAAGCUAAACAAAAAUCACGUUUUGAUGCUGAUGAAAAAGGCUCUGAUUGUAUACUUCAUGGUUAUAUUAAAAAACUUGGUGGUCCAUUUGCAAGUGCAUGGCAAACAAGAUAUGCUAAACUUUAUCCAAAUAGAUUGGAACUUCAUCCUGAAUCAGCAACAAAAACUGAACUUGUUUUUCUUGAUCAAGUUGAAGAAGUUGGAGCUGAUUUACAACAUGUUAAAGGAGAACAAUGUAUUGUUGUACGAACAAGAGAUGCUAAAAUUGUUUUAACAAAUCCAGAUGAAAUAAGUUUAAAAGAAUGGGCAUUGUCAUUGAGAUCAGCACAUAAAAAUUCAACUGAAAUGCUUGGUAAUAUGGCAAUAAAAGCUGGUAAAAUAUAUGGCACUGAACGUGAAGCUGUUAUACCACCAAUUCAACGAUCAACAAAUGGAAAUUAGCCCACAAAAUAAUCAAUUAAUAAACAAUAAAAAGAUGAAGAAAUAAAUAGAGAAAGAAUUGAAAAAAAAAAACAAUAUAAAACGAGUGAGAAUAAAUAAUUAGAAAAUGAAAAUUAGAACAAAAUUCAAUAUCCAAAUGAUGAUGGAAAUUAAUAAUUUUCGAUAAUUAAUAUAAAUAUUAUAUCGAAAAAUGAAUAAUAAUUUAAAUAUUAAUAUAUAUUAAAACAGAUUCGUUAUACUCCAGUCCCACUGCCCCGCAGCAGCGACAGCAGCAGCAAAUUUUUUUAUACCAACUUUGAAAAUGAAGAAAAAAAAAUAAUAAUAAUAACGAAAUAUUGAAGAAAAAUUAAAUUAUUUAGCAAAAAAUAUAAUUUAAACAUAAAAAUAUAUAAUUAGAUAACAAAAAAAAAAUAUAUAUACACGUACUAAAAAUAAUUAUGUGAUUAUAAAUUUACACAUGAUGUCGAAAAAUAAUAAUGGUAGUUUGAUUUUUAAUUUAUAUUUUUAUUUUUAUUAUUAUUUUUUGAGAGAGUAAAAUUAAUUUCAUGUAUAUAUAUGUAUUUUUUAUUUAUAUUUAAUAUUAAAAUAAUUAUUUUAGUAUUUUUACAUUUUAUUUUUUAAUAGGUAAAAAUGAUUAUUUGGUUUUUUUUUGUUUUUUGUUUUUUCAUUUAUCAAUUGCUCUCUUGAAUUUUAUUUUUUUUUUUUAUUUCAAUUAUGACAAUUAUUGCUCAAGAUAUCAGAGAUUAAAAAAAUAAUUGUAUUUAUUUUAAUUUAUUUAUUUAAUAUUUUCAAAAAUUUAUUCAGGGAAAUAUUGAGUAUUUUUAUUUUAUUUUUUUUUUGUUUUAAAAUUAUAUAUUAGGUAAAUCUAUAACGUUGGAAAAUAAAAAAAUUAUAUACACACGAGUAAAUAAUAUUAUUAAAUGAAACAAAAAUAUUUAAUAAAUAUUUAUCCCAUCACUUUGUAAGACGUUUAGCGUUGUGUUGUAUAGAAAUUAGAAUUUUAGAAUUUAAUUUAAAAUGCGUUGUCACAGAGUCUCGUCAUUUAAAUUAAAUAAAAAUAGACAAGUAAAUUAAAAAUAAAUGAAACUUAAAAAAAUAGAAAAUACACGUUUAGCGUAAUGUCGUUGAUUAUAUAUAGCUGUAUGUGCAGUAAAGUGGUCUAGCAAAUAGAAAAAUUAAUAAAUAAAAAAAAGCCACAAAAUAUACACGGACUGAGACAUUUAAAAAAAAAUAAAAAAAAUACAUCAACAAU